Messenger RNA from Fonsecaea nubica, 879 nucleotides. RefSeq lists its product as hypothetical. The record is from RefSeq and is a predicted model, not a curated record. The transcript is spliced from 4 exons. Lineage: Eukaryota; Fungi; Ascomycota; Eurotiomycetes; Chaetothyriales; Herpotrichiellaceae. The coding region runs from base 1 to 879 and encodes 292 amino acids.
AUGGGCUGGCUGCUCAUCUGCUACAUUCCGCAAUGGGGUCGCAUCGUCGCACGCAGAUCGGCAGAGGGUCUGUCGACGUACUAUAUCCUCCUUGGCUCCCUAUCCGGCGUGUGUGCCGUGGGCAAUAUCAUGAUGCUCCUCUCUAGCGCCGUCGAUAUCGGCUGCUGCAGGACAAACACGCGCUUUGCCUGCGUCAGUGGCCUGCUCGGCAUGCUCCAGCGCAAUCACUACCUUCUCGCUGAUCUGCUCUCGCGGGACUUUGCUGAACUCCUCGUCCAGCCUUUUCAUACCAUCACUGUCCGGUCCCGACCGCACAUUCGACGAGCAAAGCGGGCGUGGAAGGUCCUCGUCGCCGCAUGCAGCUUCGCAUUUGCCGUCCUCAUGGUGUCGGCCAUCAUCUUGCAUCGCUUCCCGUGGUAUGCCCAAGCGUGGGCAGACAUCCUCGGCAUCGCCGUGGCCGUCUUUGCUUGCAUCCAGUGGAUUCCCCAGGUGCGGACCACAUGGCAUCUGGGUCAUCUGAGAAGUCUCAGCCCCGUGUCUAUCUGCCUGACUGCUCCCUACAUCUGGAUCUUCGGAAUCAACAUGAUGAUCCGAGUCGGGUUGAAGGGCUGGAGUGCGUGGAUCGUCUACGUGCUUGUGGGAACCAUGCAGAUCGUCCUGAUCGUCUUGGCCAUCUGUUUCGCCGUGAGGGACCGGAGACUGGCCAAGCAAGGGAAACAACACUGUGCGACUCCCGCAAAUUUCGAGGGGUGGAACACUUGGGGUGCUCGUACCCGCACCUCAUCAGUCGUCUCCCGUGUCCAUUCCCUGCUGGCGCUAGACGAGCAAAGCCCGUUGCUUUACGAGCAGCCCUCAUCGCGACGGCAAACCAUCCCUUAG